[Torrubiella] hemipterigena is the source of this 2725-nucleotide messenger RNA. Lineage: Eukaryota; Fungi; Ascomycota; Sordariomycetes; Hypocreales; Clavicipitaceae. The record is from the annotation of a GenBank genome assembly.
CCGCCAAUUCAUUUCACUCUUUAAGCCCACGAGGUGCCGAUGAACCACGGCAACUACCAUACCCUACAGAUUAGCCGGCCCCCAAACCUCAGGCCAAGCCCAUUCCAGCUCGCCUAGCGAGAUAUGACACCGCGAACUAAGUGGACUCUAUGCUGCUAAAACAGACUAAAACAAACUAAAACAUGCAGAAAUACUUGGAACAGCACGUCGCUAACACGUUCCUAGCCGCCCCAUAGGGCCGAACAAACACCUUGCACGGGGGUUAAUACGCCGCUAAGGGACUCCCAGCGAAAAAAAAGGCGUCUGCAGUGCGACGUUGCGUCCGAUGAGGCAACGCAAGCUCCAAGAAGAGAAAGGAGCGGCAGGUCUACUGUAGAUGCGGGAACGCGCAGGCUGACUACACUAAAACUGGUGUUCGGCCGUGAUGAUCUGCCGACGGCCCUCUGCAACGUCGCGGCGGCGGACGGCGACGGCCUGCCUCCGCCUGGAUAAAGCGAGAUAUUUCGCAAGUCAGCUCGCGUCGUUCUGCGAACUUGCGGCGGAGGAUCCUGCGGGAAGCCCCGCGCCGAUAAUGCUGGGGCAAGACAGGUCGGGAAGCGCUGCGACAGGCGGAGAAAUAAGGCCAGAGCAGCAAGCGUGUUAGUCAAUCAUGUUGCAUCGCCCCAGCUUUUUCUCUCCAUGUAAGCCCAAAUCCCUCCCAUCCUGGUGUCUGUCUGCACGCAGUGUGGAAUCUAUUCUCAACAAGGCUGGCUGGUUGGUGCACACAGACGGAAAGUUUCGUGUCCCCCCUUCUUAGAGUGAACGUGCCCCGGAAACAAUGCAUAGAUACAACGCUACUGUGAGGGCCCGUUCAUUGUCUCUGUACUAAGAAAAACGUGGGUGGGCGCGCGCGCAGCCGUGUCUCAAACUCAAAAAUAGCUGAAGAAACAAGCCCAAACCUUCUCGCACCACUUUGCACUAUCUGCACUGCAUUGCAUAGCAGACCUGCCUAAAACGGUAACCCUAACCUUGACGGCACGCCCGAUGAGGCCGACGGAUUGGCCGAGGACCAUGGGGAUGGCUGCAGCUACCGCAGAGCUAGUUGCUUACGGAAGGGGAUCUGCGACGUCUGGCACAAAGAUAUGCCGGAGCUAACGUGUAGACUAACGUUUAGUUGGGUGGGCAGGGGGGCCAGUUGUGGCUUCUGGGGGAAAGAUGAAAUCGCGCCAAUGGAUGCUCACGAAUGGAGAGGCUUUAGCCGCAGAGGCUAGGCUAGAGGAACCACCUGCACCGACGUCGCAAGGUGAGUGGUUGCUGCAGGGGGGAAAUGCAGGCACUGGCAGAGGGUUACAAUGGCUGACAGCGACGCUAAGGAGGAAUUACCCCAUGGGAAGGAGGAGGACCCGGAUGAUGAGGCUGCGAGUAUGAGGCACGCAGCGCAGGCAGCUUCGUCUUCAUUGGUGGUUCUAGAUCCUCUCACAAGGCCCAGAUUGCGACUAGCUGCAGCUGCUGCUCCAGCUACUGCGAUAGCGGGUAUUGUAAUGUAAUCCUUUACAUAUCCGAAGAGGUGCUCCUCCAAAAAGUAGAAAUAGAGGCUGUCUCGCUCCCUCCAGUCCGUGAUAUUGGAUCUUGUCUUAUACCAUCAUCCCCUCUCAGACAUACACACAUCUUCCUCUUCCUCUUCUUCUUCACUUACACAUAUCCAUCAUGCAGACCAAGUUCGCCGCCGUCACUGCCCUUCUCGCCGGCUCUGCCGUUGCCACUCCCUACGCUCCCAACGCCCAGUUCAACGACGGCCCUGCCAAGAUUGCCGUCUACACCCCCAAGUUCGAGGGCUCCGGCAACUUCAUGCCCUCGCGCACCUCGCCCGCCGCCGCUGCUGAGGGUUCUGCUCUCGAGGCCCGCGCCACCGGCGAAAAGGUCUCUGGCUCCAACUACGUCGGCACCAUCAACAACCAGGACGGCAUCGGCUCCGGCACCGACUCCUACAAGUACUACUCUGGCGACGGCACCACUGGCCAGGGUUGGCCCGGCAAGGACAAGUGGGUGUCCUUCGAGAACAUGUUCAACAACUACAAGAACACCAUGUUCAACGGCUGCAGCCAGUUCGGCCAGGCCAACGACUCUGGACCCGAGGUCGGCGCCAUCUACGACGGCAUCCAGGCUGCCGCCAAGGCCACCGGUGUUGACCACCGCUUUAUUCUCGCCGUCAUCAUGCAGGAGUCUGCUGGCUGUGUCCGCGCUCCCACCACAAACUACGGCGUCCGCAACCCCGGCCUGAUGCAGGACCACAACGGCUACUGGACCUGCAACGACAACGGCAAGGUCCAGAACCCUUGCCCCUCCAACGCCAUCUACGGUAUGAUCUCCGAGGGCACUGCCGGCACCAACGACGGCGACGGCCUCGCCAACUGCAUCAACCAGUCUGGCAAGUCCGACGUCAGCGCCUACUACCGCGCUGCCCGCAUCUACAACUCGGGCUCCGUCUCUUCCACUGGCAAGCUCCAGAACGGCAUUGCUACCCACUGCUACGCCUCUGACAUUGCCAACCGUCUUACUGGCUGGGUCUCUGCUGGCUCCAAGUGCACUUGCGACAGCAACCCUUCCAGCUGCGGCAUCGUCACCAACUAAACAAGUCAAACAAAACCCAACAAAACCCAAAGUACAUAUUUGAAGAGUUACAUGUAAACACAACCUUUUUUGUAUAUAUCUAUAGUACAUAUGAAAUAAUGAAAUAUUUUCCAAG